AUGGGUUUAACUGACAAAUUAAAAGGAAUUAAAAAAGAUGACGUUGACACUGCCAAUGAACAAGCUGGUAAAUACACUGGUAAAGAUGGCCAAAAAGGUACUGAUGUAGCUCAAGAAAAAUACAACCAAUACAGUGGUAAAGGCGCUUCAGGUACCGGUGCUGGUGCUGGUGCUGGUACUGCCGGUGCCGCUGGUACAGGUGGUGCUGCUGCUGGAGCUGCUGGAGGAUAUGGUGCUGGUUCAUCAACUUCCGGUAACACUUCAUCAGGUUACGGAAACCAAACAGGUACUACUUCAUCAGGUUAUGGAAAUCAAUCAGGUACUACUUCAUCAGGAUAUGGUAAUGACUCAACUACCGGAGGUGCUUACGGUAAUCAAUCUGGUACUUCAUCAACUGGAUAUGGUAACCAAUCUGGAACUUCAUCAUCAGGUUAUGGUGAUUCUACAACUGGUCAUCACUCCUCAGGACACCAUUCAUCAGGACAUCACACUGCUGGAACAGCUGCCACUGGUGCUGCAGGUGCUGCUGCUUAUGGUAAUCAAUCAGGACAUUCUGGUUCAACUGGUUACGGUAAUGAAUCUUCAAACUAUGGUUCAGGUUCUGGUACAAACACCGGUUACGGAAACCAAUCUGGUUACUCAUCAGGUCACCAAGAUGCUUCAAAACAUGCUCCAUCAACUACUGCUGGUGGUGCUACUGGUGCUUACGAUAACAGAGGAUCAUCAAAUGCUCAUGAUUCAGGUUACACCCACUCAUCUGGUCAAACCGGUUCUGGUUAUGGUUCAGGUUCAACUGGUGCUGGUUACGGAUCAGGAUCAACUGGUACCGGUUAUGGUUCAGGAUCAGGUUCAUCAUCAGGUCACCACUUCAAAACUGGUAAUGAUUCAUUAGAUGCUAAAAUUUCAAAAUUACCUGAACAUUUACAAAAAGAAGCUCACAAUGAAUUCCAAAAAGGUUAUGAAGCUGCUAAAUCUCAAUACAGAUCAUAA
Messenger RNA from Lodderomyces pseudojiufengensis, 990 nucleotides. It is a transcript of the gene ASR1, whose product is annotated as Asr1p. The record is from RefSeq and is a predicted model, not a curated record. Bases 1 to 990 code for a protein of 329 amino acids. The transcript has a single exon. NCBI's taxonomy places the organism in Eukaryota, Fungi, Ascomycota, Pichiomycetes, Serinales, Debaryomycetaceae.